AAUUUUAAACAUUUUAAAAUUAGGAUUUUUUUAGUUUCGUUAUUAACUGGUUGUUUUAUAACUAUUUUUUCUGGAACCUUGAUUUUUAUAAUUAAUUUUAUUUAUGGUUUUAUAUGAUUUUUUACCGAGUUUAUUCAUUAACUAUUUUAAUAAUUUUUUGUGAGUAUUUUUUUAAUGUUAAAAAAGUUUAAAAUAUAAAAAACUUUGUAUAUUGUCACCCAACUAAGCUCAUAUUAAAUAAAUAAAUCUUUCCUACCUCUACUUCAUCCUUAAAUCCAAAGUCGAAUGAAAAUGUAUGCCGUGGUAGAAUUUGAAGGGAGAAAAUGUUCUGUAGUUCCAAUAAAUUGGCUAGCAGACGAACAAAAAUAUUGUUAUUGGCCAAAAGGAAACAUUUCAUCCCGCAAUUUUGACGAAAUAGUGCAGUCAUGCAGAAAACCAGAAGCAUCAUGGAAAAAAUAUAGACUAAUUAAAAUAUUUAAAAUAACAGAUGAUUUUAGUGAAGCCAAUAAUAUUUUAAAAAAUAGCAUAGAAGAGAGUACCAGUUCCGGAACCGACAUGGAACCAUUAAUACUUAUGGAUACAUUAGUCGACGAAAAAGAAAACAUGAGGGCCAAAAAAAGAGACUACGAUGAUGUUUCGUUUAGUGAUGAUAAAGCAUCAAUAUCAUCAUUUAGCGAUGGAGAAACAACAACAGCUUGUAUUAUUCAUACAGAAAAAAUAAGAAGAGAUGCAUCACAUGUGAAUUCCUUACCCAUUUCCUCUCCUGUUUUACCAGCUACGCCUGGUUCUUCCAGUAGCAGUUUGAGAGCUUCUAAUUCAGACUAUUUACUAGAAACAAUUCUUCGAAAAGUAGAACUCUUAAGCCAACGACAAGAGCAGCACACCGUGUUGCUUAAUAAUAUUUUGACAACAAAUCAGGCAGCAAAUAGUUUGACUAUGGAAAAACCAACCGAUAUCCCAAAUCUACCCAUUACAAAUAAACAAGACUAUAGGGCAGUGGAAGAAUUUUUAAAAGUUGAGGAAAAGUUUAAUUACAUGAAAACCCGCCUUGCAUGUAUUGGGGGUAGUUCGGUCAGGAAUGCAGUAAUGCACAUGAUGAAGUUUAUGCUAAGCGACAAAAUAGCAGUAAAAUUCAAUUGGUCCGGACGCGACCAUAAGAAAAAAGCUUUCCGGGAUACUUUAAUGUCCAAGGCAAUACAAGAGGCAACAAUGAGUGCAUUUUCAAGAUUGGGUGAUAGAUCGGACCUCAAUGAUAAAAAUAUACAAAGUGCAAUUCAAGAUUGGCUUAAAUUAGCCAAGCAUCGAUUAGAACAAAGGGAGAAAAAAAAAUCCCGGGAUAAUUAA
Molecule: messenger RNA, 1344 nt
Organism: Brassicogethes aeneus
Lineage: Eukaryota; Metazoa; Arthropoda; Insecta; Coleoptera; Nitidulidae
Source: the annotation of a GenBank genome assembly